AUGGAGAGAGAAGAGGAGAUAGCUAUAGUUGGUAUUGGCUGCCGAUUCCCUGGAGCCAAUAACAUCAAAGAAUUCUGGAAAAUUUUGGUAAACGGAGAGAAUCAUGUGAAUGAGAUACCAGGGGAGAGAUGGAACCUAGACGCUAUCUAUGAUCCAGAUCCUGAUGCCUACGGGAAAACCUACGUCCGACGGGCAGGAGUGCUAUCGAAGUAUAAUGUUUGGGACAAUGACUUUUUCGGAAUUUCCGAGAAAGAAGCUUCAGAAAUGGACCCCCAGCAGAGAUACGUGCUGGAAUGUGUGCAUAUGGCUUUGGAAGACGGUGGGAUCACACGAGCGGAGAUUGAUGGUUCACCAACGAGUGUGUAUAUUGGCGCGAUGAACUGUGACUCAAAGACAUCCAAGGAUGGAGACUAUUCACUGUUGACAAACUACACCGUGACUGGUGAUGCCGCCAGUAUCAUCACGGCUCGCGUGUCAUACAACUACAACCUUCUUGGUCCUUCACUUACUAUUGAUACUGCCUGUUCCUCGUCACUCGUAGCUAUACACUUGGCAACACAGUCACUGAAACAAGGAGAGUCUUCCAUGGCGAUAUGUGGCGGGGUCAACAGUAUUCUGUAUCCAGAUAUGUUCGUCACUCUGACGAAGGCCCGGAUGGCGUCACCUACUGGCCAGUGUCAAGCUUUCUCCGCUAACGCCGAUGGAUACGCUCGUGGAGAGGGAUGCGGUAUCGUCAUACUAGAAAGGCUAAAUAAUGCUCUAAAGAAUGGCAGACAUAUUUGGGCGACUAUCCGCACGGGCUGUAACCAAGAUGGACAGACUGUGAGGCCAAUUACUGCACCAUCAGGGAUCCAACAGAAUCGACUUCUUCAUGACAUAUAUCUUCACUCCAACAACAUCAACCCGAGCCAUGUCCAGUACAUAGAGGCCCAUGGUACCGGUACACCAAUCGGCGACCCGGUCGAGGUCAACAGUCUUGGGAGCUUCUUUAAAGAUUAUCCGAUACAGCCCAAUUAUGUGACCAAACAGCGGUUUAUCGGAUCUGUUAAAACAAACAUAGGACAUCUGGAAUCUGGUGCAGGAGCUGCAAGUCUCAUUAAGACUCUUUUGAUGAUGAACCAUGCAACAAUUGUACCAUCUCUUCAUUCGCUUCCACGGAACCCGAAAAUAGACUUUGAGAAUUACGAACUGCAAAUACCUACAUCGGUUAACCCAUGGCCUGUACUAGAAGAUGGUUCAAGAGCUGCCUGCAUAAAUUGUUUCGGAUUUGGUGGAACGAACAGUCAUGCCUUUGUACGACAAUGGGUUGGAAGGUCGAACGAUACUAAUACAACAAUGAACAAGAACCUCAAAUCCACGUGCAUUCCACUUUCGGCAAAAUCUCAAACGUGUCUGAUUAAAGUACUUAGCCAUUUGGUUAAACGACUGACAGAAGAACCAUGCGAUCUGAAGCAACUGUCAUACACUGCUUCGUGCAAACGAGAUCACUUUCGAUACCGGAAAUUGUUCGUUGCAUUCACUAUUGCAGAUCUUAUCGAAAGUUGCACAGGGGCAAUUGAAAGAAUGAAAGAUGAAAAUAUUAAACCCGGCAGGAAUAUCAGGAUAGUAUACGUGUUUUGUGGCGUCGGGACCACAUGGACGAAAAUGGGCAUGGAACUUGUUCGACAUUUCCCUGUAUUUGCUGACACCUUGAAGCGCAUUGAUAACUAUCUGACGUCAAUGACUGGAUGGUCAGUAGAGGACAUAAUACGUGAUGGAGCAAAAAUGGAUGACCCCUUCAUUAGUCAUAUUGGUAUAUUUGCAUGUCAAGUUGGACUGUCAGACCUCUGGAAACAUUGGGGAAUCUCUCCUGACGCGAUUGUAGGUCAAUCCGUUGGUGAAGUAGCCGCUGCCUAUAGUAGUGGGGUACUAUCUCUGAAAGAUGCUGUCAAAGUAAUUUACCACAGGUCCAGGUUGCUGGCAGAGGAAUCGGGAGGCAAAAUGAUAGUGGUAACGAAUGUUAAUACCACAUAUGUAUCCAAGAUAUGUAAAAAGGUUGGCCAUGUUGAUAUAGCAGUACAUAUCAGUCCAAAUGCAUGUACAAUAAGUGGUGAUGCCAAAGAAGUAAAUGAAGUGAAAAACCUCAUAGCAAUGCAUACUAAAAACACGAGUGAAAUUCCUUUGUUUCAUGACUUGAAUGUCCAGUGUGCUUAUCAUAGUUUCAAGAUGGAAAACGCAGCAAAACGCAUUACAGAAUGUCUUAAUGGAAUUAAAGCUAAUCCCCCAGAUAUUCCAGUAUUUUCCACCGUGACAGGAAUGAUAGCAGAAGAUUUCGGUACACCCGAGUAUUGGGAAAAAAAUGUCGAAAGGCCAGUAUUAUUUCACCAGGCAAUUAAAGAAUCGACGGGUAAAGAGUCAACUAUAUUCCUGGAACUCGGUCCUCGGCCAGUUUUGAAGGCUCAUUUGAGUGACAUAUUCACAAAGGAAGUUGUCACUUCAAUUCCAUGUAUGAAAUUUGGUACAGGUUCAAUUCAAGUGUUGACUGCGCUUGGUGAUUUGUACACAUUAGGCGUUAAUCCAUGCUGGGGAAAUAUCGUAGAGAAAACAAACCUGACAGACUUGCCUCAAUAUCAGUUUGACGGUAAGGUCUUAAUGGUAGAGUCCGACUACCGCUUCCUCCGAAAACAGGGAUUGAUGAAUGAUUGCUCGGGUAGGUACCUUAUGUUGACACAAACAGAUACGAAAGGGAAAUUUAAGGUUAAUUUAAGUCCAAGCGAAACACCUUUCGUGUAUGACCAUGUUAUCGAUGACGUCGUCGUCAUUCCAGGUGCUGUUUACGCUGAGGUGGCAUUUGAACUGGGUAUGAGUGUCAUGAAUGUAGCAGCUGAAUGUUUGCAUGUUGAGUACGAUAUCAUCAAAGUGGUCCCCUUGUCGAAAGAUAAACCGUUUUAUCUGGAUAUCGCAUCCAACAUAGAAGAAACGAAUGAUUGCUUGAUGAAAAUUGUUUUUUCAAUCACCAAGGAUACAAUAACGGUUGUCGAAGGAUCUGUGACAAACAUACUUCCCACACAUUUGCCAACUGUUCAAAAUGAGGAUAUAUUCAUAAGUACUGGGAACAAUUUGGAGCGUGAACAGUUAUAUAAAGCGUUGGCAAUGCAUGGAUACAAAUAUGGAACUAGAAGUCAGGUCUUGGAAAGAAUUAUAUUCAACAAAAACGAAUGCACUGCCUAUAUAAAUCUCACUGAAGGAGUGGCACGACAAAUUAAUCGAACAGCUUUCCAUCCUGCUAUUCUAGAUGCAAUGCUUCACUCGAGCGCUCUAAUAUUCCUUUCUCAACAAAAUGAAACAUCUAACAAAAUCUACCCGGUCCGCCUUGGUAGCGUUACCGUGUUUAGAUCGUUAGAGAAACGAAUGUUGUGUUAUACCCGGAUCAUAAAAGAGGUCAGUGAUAGGAGCAUAACCAACAUCAUUCUUACUACACACAAUGGUUUGGUGCUGGCUGAAGUGAAGGAAAUCGAACACAAUAUCAUGAAUGGUAGCACGGGUGUAAACACAUUUGCUUAUCAGAUUGCUUGGACUGAAGAGAAUGUGCCAGAUGUUAUCUGCGAUACCCAAGACGACCCAAAACAAAAUGUUAUCAUCUGCUACGACGACAGCGGCAUUCACACCUUACUUAGGAGUUUUUAUCCACGAGGAGAAUCCUUUCGACUGAGAGACGUGGCUGACGACCCUGAGUCCAUGAUAUCCGCAAUAGACACUGAAGGUGUGAAGAUGACCUUAAUUGUUCCAGACUCUUAUACUGCCUCACAAAGCGAAAGUAGCGAUCAUAUUUUUGAUAAUAUUUGCAAAUGCUGCGAGGCAUUCCUCAACAUUAUGAAGAAGCUAAAAUACACAGACAAAACUUUGAUAAUAGUUACAGAGAAUACACAAGAUGGUGGCUAUGAAAAAAAUAUCAAACAAAAUGUUUUUGGUUCUGAACUAUGGGGGUUUGCUAGAUCUUUACGACAAGAAGGUACCAGAUGUCGGAUUGUAUUGAUCGAUAUCCAGCCAUCUAUUCCCAUGGAAGUGGAGACAUUGAACAAAGCCAUUCUUUUUUUCAUGUCCUCCGAUCAAGCUAGUACGCUUACGGAAUGUCUAGUUGCUGAUGGCAAAAUACAUAGUAACUUCCUACAGCGAGGACUGCAUAAAGGUUUAGAAAAUGUACACAGAACAUUGUACCCUGAUACAAAUCUACGUCUUCAGGUUCGCAGUACCAAGCCAGACAGAGUAGAACGCCCGUUCCUCAUACCUGCAGACAACACAUGUGUUUCAAAGAAAAAUGACAUAAUUCUUCAAGUUGAUGCAAUUUGUAGUCACUCGUCAUCCAUAUUUUGCGUCACUGAGUUAGAUUCAAGUAUUGACAAUUCACUUUGGACAGAUUGGCAAGGUUACCCAGUUAUAGGAUUAGAAUUUCAAGGAACUAUUAUGGGCAAAAAGCAACACGUUGUGGCAUGUCACCCUACAAGAGCUACCAAUUUGAUAUCUAUACCAGAAUGUUGUGUUUGUGAACGAUCAAAAUUGCCAAUGUAUACACCGGGUCUCAUCAUCAAUGCAAUGUUAAUGUGGCAUAUCAUGCAGCAUGUUGAAGACAAAUCUGUAGUUUAUAUCGUCACAGACUCUGACCCGUCUGAUGAUGCACCACUUGCCCUUCUUCGUGAUAUGAUCUUGACGACAAAGCACUGCCAAGUCAAAAUAGCAUCGAUUCACUCUCUCAAUGAUGCCUGUGAAUGUGAGAAUGGCGUGUUUAUUUUAUUAGAAAAACUUUCCUUAUCACAAAUAACAUGUAUUUUACGAUUUGGAAAUACCAUUGUGGGUUAUUUCGAUGCCAUGGGAUGCGUGUCAACUCGACAAUAUCAGAUAUGCUCAAGAGGGAUUAAAGUAUGUAUCAUUAAGCAAAAUGACGUGUUUUCUGACAUCAACGUCAUUAGUACUUUUCCAAAAGUAAUACGUUGGCUACAACGACAAUCAAGAAACCAUGAUGUAACUUAUAAUAAUCGAAGACCACUAAUGACCAUCAAAUUCCCUCACGCUAAGGAUUCGGAAAAAGAUGAUAUAGAAAUAAAGGCAGUUGGAGACAUGCUCAUCCAUAACAAUGCAACUUAUGUUGUUGUUGGUGGACUGACAGGUCUGGGUUGGGAGAUUGUUAAAUGGCUUGGUUUCAAAGGUGCUGGGAUUGUGGUGUCGCUUUCUAGGAGAGAUUGUAAUCAACAGAUGAUUGAAAAACUUCAAAACGCGAUGGAUAUACAUAAGUAUCAAAUUACCCCUGUGAAGUGUGACAUUAAGAAUUAUGCAGAUGUUAAGAAUGCGUUUGCUAACAUAAAAUCGCAGUUUCCAAAUCAUCCAAUCAAGGGUAUAUUCCAGGGAGCAGGAGUUUUGAAAGAUACCCGAAUUGAAACUAUGACAAUGGACAAUUUCAAGUCAGUGUUGUGCCCAAAAGUCUUGGGAUCAUGGAACUUACAUCUUGUCUCCAAAGAGUUACCCUUGGAUUUCUUCGUAAUGCAUUCUUCAGUUACUUCGGUAUUUGGAAAUGCCGGCCAAACAAGUUACGGGGCUGCCAAUUCGUUCAUGGAUUCAUUAGCCUUAUACAGAAGGGCCAAUAAUCUGCCCGGUCAGAGCAUCAACUGGGGAGCAUUGGCGGUGGGUAUGGCAAGCAACGCAACGAUAAGGAAUAGCCUUGAAGCUAAUGGGUAUUUUUUGUUGGAAACGAAUCAGAUUAAGGAAUGUCUUUUAGAUGUUCUGACUCGAAAUCCAAGCCAAAUAGUGUAUGGCUUAUUUGACUGGAAUAUUUUAAGAAAAAAUCCCGCCAUGAUGCGGACCUCUGGAUUUGAUAGCGAGGAGAUGUCAAAUGCCAGACAGUCAUCCAUGCAACGGCAUGUCAACACAGAGCUCGACAUUGCCAAUUUCAAGGAAGCGUCUCAUGAGGAACAGAGACAGAUUAUCGUUGAUUUGUUUUUCUCUAGCCUCUCCAGAGUUUUAUCAGCAUAUGACAGAGCAGAAGUAAAGAAUCAAAAUCUUCUAAGUCUUGGCAUGGAGUCGCAAAAAGCCAUAGAAUUAAUCCAAGCCUUUAAGGACGCUACUGGUUGUAGACUUCCGUUGGCCUAUAUUCUGUCUCCUGAAUAUUCUGUAGAGAUGCUUAUUGACUUUGCUCAUUCUAGUAUCACCGCUAACAUCGACAGGGAGGUUCAUUCCCCAGUGAAAUGUGAAAAUGUACAUGAAUCACCGUCGUGGAUGGAAAAAUUCUAUUUAGACAUACACGAAAUAAAUCAGAAAGAUUCAAGUCUUUGGUUCAGCAUUGCUUUUAAACUAGGGAGCGGUCUAUCCGAUAUCGGAAUGUGGCGUACUGUCUUGCGACGGAUUACUAUCAAACACCGAGAAUUGAGAACAGCGUAUCAACCUAGCGGGCGAAGAUUCGGAUUCAGAAAAGUUACUGCGGAUCCAGAGGAUGCCAAGGUUGACUUUCGGUGUGUAGAUUCUAGCGUUAUAACGAGUGAGAAAGACGAAGAUAUUGCAAAAUAUUGCACUUUCGAUAUAGCAAAAGAUCCGCCGUUGCGAGUUCUGUAUUGUGACACUGGAAAAAAGCAUCGCCUGAGAUUCAUUAUUAGUCACAUCACUAUGGACCUGGGAAGCCUUUUCACGCUCGUUGAACAAUUGCAGCUGUACAUUCCAGCGUUUUUUCUUCAUAAACAUAUCGAUUUGACACCUGUAGAGACUCCAGAUUUUGCUGUGCUGAUGGAAGAACGAAUCGAGUCUGAGAGGGUACAUCUUGAUAAUUUCUGGAGAGGAGAGCUUGAAAAGAGUCGCAGUGUGCCAUCUGUAGUUGGGGAUAAAGUACCCAAACAUAUGUCAGGAAAGACAAAGAAAUUAUCUAAGCUUCUACCAAGAGAGCUGGUUGAUAAUAUCAGUCUCGACGUAUAUCACAUAACUGUACCUACUCUACUAUUUAGUUUGUAUCAGAUUCUUCUACAUGAGAUGACAUGCGUGUCUGCUGUUCCGGUUGUGCUGACAGUGGACAUGCGCCGACACUUUCCGGAGUUCAUUGGAAAGAUAUUUCUUGGUACCAACUACAUUCCAGUCAUAACACAGCUCCCCAGGGUAUGUGCAACAUUACGAGAAUGCAUUUCAUUGUGCUCCAACCAGAUGUUGCUCGCGAGUGCGAACAGCUUGUACCCAUUCCAACUUAUCAAACAAAUUGAUAUUGAUAAAGAGAACUAUUUCCGACAUUUUUUCAAUGUAAGAGACAUAUCAAAACAACUCGAAAAACGUGAAAUGUAUUCAAAUUACCAUAUGACAAAUAUAGGCUAUAUCACCGGUUUCCUAAACAAAGUGGAGACAGCUUUAAAUGUGGUGACUGGUCGCCAGGACAGAUCUAUGGAAUUAGUGUUGAGUUAUGACUCAGAAAUUGUCAGUUCCUCCAAAGCUGAAAGUAUGCUUAACGACCUUGUGCUACUGGCCAGUGCUGCUGUAGCAAAUCCAGAUCUCGGACUGAAAGACAUACCUUUGGAGUGUUAUCAAACCGAGGCUUCCGACAAAAUGGACCCUCACUUGCCUAUGGCAAUAUUUAUGAAAGAGACUUCAAACGGUUGGGAAUAUCCAGUGCAGCUGGAAUUGGACGUGCAAAAUGAUAUUACCAGGAUAAGAUUGAUCAAUCCUAAUGGCCGAGGAACGUCAAGACAUAAAGCAAUACCAAGUCAUUGUAUCAUUGCUGUAGACAUCGGAAAAAUCUCUGUGAUUCAUCUAUUCCCGAUAUUGGGCCCCACAUCUUUCACCCCAGAGGCCGAGAUCAUGUCCUUUGCCUCUAAAGUGAUUCAUCUAUUCUCGAUACUGGGCCCCACAUCUUUCGCCCCAGAGGCCGAGAUCAUGUCCUUUGCCUCUAAAGUGAUUCAUCUAUUCCCGAUAUUGGGCCCCACAUCUUUCGCCCCAGAGGCCGAGAUCGUGUCCUUUGCCUCUAAAGUGAUUCAUCUAUUCCCGAUAUUGGGCCCCACAUCUUUUGCCCCAGAAGCCGAGAUCGUGUACUUUGACAUUCCUACCAUUUUUUUUAAAAAUAAUCUUUUCAGAUUCCUGGAGUCUUAUCAUACAAACAUCGAAGAGACAUCACAAUUUCAAAACCAACGACUAUUUUAUGGUCCAAGUCUGGAGAGCAAAAAUCCGGAAAUUGAUAUCUCCCCGUCCACUGCCGUCAUCUUGAUGAGUUAG
Ylistrum balloti is the source of this 8211-nucleotide messenger RNA. RefSeq lists its product as uncharacterized. Gene Ontology annotation, biological process: fatty acid biosynthetic process. Gene Ontology annotation, molecular function: fatty acid synthase activity; 3-oxoacyl-[acyl-carrier-protein] synthase activity. The record is from RefSeq and is a predicted model, not a curated record. The transcript is spliced from 7 exons. Bases 1 to 8211 code for a protein of 2736 amino acids. Lineage: Eukaryota; Metazoa; Mollusca; Bivalvia; Pectinida; Pectinidae.